Molecule: messenger RNA, 2565 nt
Organism: Periconia digitata
Lineage: Eukaryota; Fungi; Ascomycota; Dothideomycetes; Pleosporales; Periconiaceae
Source: the annotation of a GenBank genome assembly
ACUCACUCAGCACAGCUCGGAGCUUACAAGUGCCCGCUAUUAGCUUCAUCUUCACCUAAGAUCAAGAUGUCAAAGCGCCCAGGACCAGAAGAUAUUGAUUCAAUCCGGCUGAGAUCUAGGGAGGAAUAUUUGGAGAAAAGAUCGGAGCUCAAGCUCGCGGAACUAAGAAGACAAGUUCAGGAAGAACAAGAAGAAGAGCGUAGCAACCCACACCUGAGCCAGAGAGAAUUAAGAGAAUUUGCUCGGAAUCGAGAAACAUUACGACUUGCGGAAUCGCGCCUUGCGAUCGAUGAUGGGCUUGACGGAUACGUACUACCCGACGCAGACGGUUCCAAGCUUGAAACUCUCAACAAGAGGAAGAAAAAAGAUGUAUCUACUUACAAAUCCGAGGUUCAACUCUGGGAGGAUGAGGUUACAGCCCGAGCCAAAGUUGCGCAAAUCCACCGACCGGACCGUUUGCAACAGGAUGAUUAUGAAUUCGUUUUUGAUCCUACGCAAGCAUUGAAUUUCGUAUCGGCUGGCGAAUGGGUUGAUCCGGAUAAGCAAAGGCUUCAAGAGCAACUCGACGCAGCAGAGAAAAAGGCCAAAUCUAUCCAGGAAGUACGGACUAGCCUGCCGAUCUACCAAUACAAGGAACAGUUCCUGGAUGCACUUGCAGAUCACCAAGUGCUGAUUGUUUGCGCCGAAACGGGAUCCGGAAAAACUACGCAAUUACCCCAGUAUCUUCUGGAUUACUUCAACAAGGAAGGCGGCACCUCAUUACGCAUUGCUUGCACUCAACCGCGUCGAGUAGCCGCAAUGUCUGUUGCACAGCGUGUAUCUGAGGAGAUGGGCUGUAGACUUGGUCAAGAGGUCGGCUACUCAAUCAGAUUUGAGGAUAAGACCAGCCCUAAUACGAAGAUUCAAUUUCUGACGGAUGGGUUACUGCUACGCCAAUUCUUGAACGAUCCCACACUAUCCGGCUACAACGCGAUCAUCAUCGACGAGGCGCACGAGCGUACCCUUGCAACCGAUAUACUUAUGGGGAUGAUCAAAGACGUAGGCAAAUAUCGGACAGACCUCAAAAUUAUCAUUUCGAGUGCCACUCUCGAUGCGCAGAAGUUCUCCCAAUUCUACAACGAUUCCCCCAUCCUGAUGAUCCCCGGCCGUAGUUAUCCUAUAACUAUAUAUUACUCGCAAAACCCAGAAGCUUCAUACCUGAGCGCAGCUAUCACCACAGUACUUCAGAUCCAUUGCUCGAUGAAAGACCCAGGGGACAUCCUGGUAUUCUUGACUGGUCAGGACGAAAUCGAAGCUGGAAAACAGAGUAUAGAGGAAACGGUACGGAAGCUGGGUUCAAAAAUCCCCGAGCUUGUCGUCUGCCCCAUUUACAGUGCAUUGCCCCAAGAAGAGCAGGGCAAAAUUUUCUUGCCCGCACCGCCCGGCGGGCGCAAAGUUAUUCUUGCGACCAAUAUCGCAGAAACGUCGCUGACCGUGGAUGGCGUGAGAUUCGUUAUCGAUUCUGGGUACAGCAAAGAGAAUGUUUACAACCCGUCUACAGGCCUGGAGCAGUUAGUUGUAACUCCGAUAUCGCGCGCAUCCUCCUCACAACGUGCUGGAAGAGCAGGUCGUACAGGGCCGGGCAGUUGCUUCCGAUUGUGGACACGCUGGUCACAUUUCAACGAAUUGGAGGAGUCGACGACCCCAGAGAUACAGCGUGCUAACCUUUCGUCAACUCUGCUACUCCUUAAAUCGAUCGGUAUUAACGAUCUUCUCAACUUCGAUUUCAUGGAUCCACCAUCCGCAACGGCUAUAGCCAAAGCCCUUGAAGAGCUAUACAGUCUAGGUGCGCUGGAUUCUACGGGAAGUCUCACACGUGUCGGUCGGCAAAUGAGCGAGUUGCCUAUUGAUCCCAAAUUAUCCAAGACCAUCAUCCUGGCGGACACACAUCAGUGCUUGGAAGAGAUUCUUACCAUUGUUGCAAUGUUGGGUGAAUCUUCUGCUCUGUUUUUCGCACCGAAGGAUAAACGUUUGCACGCUGAAGCCGCGAAACGGAGAUUUUACACAAGAGGAGGCGGUGACCAUGUGGCCUACCUGAAGAUCUUCAACAGCUGGUCCGAAGCCGAGUAUGACCCAUUGUGGGCCAAAGAGAACUAUCUCCAGCAAAAGGCCUUGACGCGUGCUCGUGAUGUACGCGAGCAGCUGCAGAAACUCUGCGAACGUAUCGGAAUCACACCGUCGAGCUGCGGAGACUCAAACUAUAUCCCAAUCGUCAAGGCGCUUGUAGCUGGCUAUUUCUCGAACGCCGCACGGUUGAACAGAGAUGGAAAGUCCCACACGGUUCUCAGAAAUGGUUUAUCAGUCAGAAUUCACCCAUCCAGUAUGUGCCACGAACCCACCGAGGUUCCAAAGUGGUGCAUAUUCUCGGAGCUGAGGUUGACGUCGCAAGAGUUUAUUGCAAACAUUGUCGAUAUUGAUCCACAAUGGCUCAUUGAUGCAGCACCCUACGCCUUCAAAAAGGCGGAUCUGGAGAAAUUCGGGAUAGAUAAAAAGAUGCCGAAAACGAGACCAGCACAGGCAAAAUAG